CUGAGCCUAGAAAAAAAAGGGUAUAGAGAAACUGGAUACAGCAGGAAUAAUGGCGGAUCCAGUUGAUGAGAGGAAAGAAGUUAAUGGAGAGAAAAAUAAAACUAAUCUAGAGGAAGAAAUAGUGAUUAUAGAACCGGAAAAAACUAUGCAAGACCGGAAGUUGUCAUGGGCGAAGCUUCGCCAUGUAGACUCGCUCCACUUGGAGGCUGGGAGAGUUUCAAAUGGUUGGAUGAACCACACUGCGAAGAUGGAUUGGAGAACGACGUUGAGUCUGGCAUUCCAGAGCUUAGGAGUGGUGUACGGGGACAUAGGGACAUCUCCACUUUACGUGUAUGCAAGCACCUUCAGCGACGGAAUCCAGAACAAUAACGACAUACUGGGCGUGUUGUCUCUCAUAAUUUAUACACUAGUUCUCGUACCCUUGAUUAAAUACGUGUUCAUUGUUAUUCGGGCCAACGAUAAUGGUGAUGGGGGAACCUUCGCGCUCUACUCCUUGAUAUGCCGGUAUGCGAAGGUGAGCUUAAUUCCAAAUGAUCAACCGGAGGACAGGGAGCUGUCUAACUACAGACUGGACACGCCAUCGAGACAGUUGAAGAGGGCUCAAAAGAUAAAAGAAAAACUGGAGACAAGUAAGGUGGCUCAAAUCGCGCUCUUUCUUAUCACUAUUCUGGCGACCUCCAUGGUGAUCGGGGAUGGAGUUCUUACUCCAUGUAUCUCAGUGCUUUCAGCGGUCAGCGGAAUCAAGCAGUCAGCGAAAUCCCUUCAUCAAGACACCAUAGUCGGAAUUUCUGUAGCAAUUUUGAUCUGUCUCUUUGCUGUUCAGCGCUUCGGCACUGACAAAAUUGGCUACUCAUUUGCACCAAUCAUCAUAUUGUGGUUUUCUUUCAUUGGUGGCAUUGGUCUCUACAACUUAUUCAAGCACGAAAUCGGUGUUUUACGUGCUUUCAAUCCAAAAUACAUUAUAGACUACUUCAAAAGAAACGGCAAACAAGGAUGGAGAUCUCUAGGUGGUAUUGUGUUGUGCAUUACAGGCACUGAAGCCAUGUUUGCUGACUUGGGUCACUUCUCAGUCCGAGCCAUUCAAAUAAGCUUCUCCGGAGUUGUUCUUCCUGCACUGCUAUGUGCCUAUAUUGGUCAGGCUGCAUACCUCACCAAAUUCUCUGAUAAAGUUUCUGAUACUUUCUACGCUUCCAUUCCAAAUCCAUUGUACUGGCCAAUAUUUGUUGUGGCUGUUGCUGCUGCCAUCAUUGCCAGCCAAGCCAUGAUAUCUGGAGCAUUUGCAAUCAUAUCCCAGUCGCUAAGUUUAGGUUGUUUUCCGAGGGUGAAGGUGGUUCACACCUCCACCAAAUAUGAAGGGCAGGUUUACAUCCCCGAGAUUAACUACAUUCUCAUGAUCGCCUGUGUUAUAGUUACUGUCCUCUUCAAAACUACAGAAAAGAUCGGCAAUGCAUAUGGCAUUGCAGUGGUUGCUGUAAUGGUGAUUACGACACUUUUAGUUGUUCUCAUAAUGCUCAUGAUAUGGAAGACAAAGAUUUGGUGGAUCACACUGUUCUUUCUGGUGUUUGGUUCGAUAGAAUUCGUAUAUCUGUCCUCCGUCCUGUCUAAGUUCGUACAAGGAGGCUUCCUACCGCUGGUCUUUUCAGUUGUGUUGAUGGCUAUAAUGGGCAUAUGGCAUUAUGUUCACAGAGAAAGAUACGUGUUCGAGCUGAGCCACAAGGUUUCCGGUGAAUUUGUAAAAGAUUUAGCCAAGAACCCAGCUAUAAGCAGGGUGCCCGGAAUUGGACUUCUAUACUCGGAGCUUGUGCAGGGAAUUCCACCAAUAUUUCCCCAUUUUAUUGCUAAUAUACCAUCCAUCCACUCAAUCCUAGUGUUCGUCUCUAUAAAGCACAUACCAAUCAGUAAAGUUGCCCCGGAGGAGCGGUUUCUAUUUCGACAGGUUGAGCCCAAAGAAUAUUGGAUAUUUCGGUGUGUCGUGCGCUAUGGAUAUAAGGACCUUAUUGACAAGCCGGAGGUCUUUGAGCGUCAACUGGUGCAAUACUUGAAAGAAUUUAUCCGCCAUGAACACUUCAUAUUCGAAGGUAUUCCUUCUCAUCAUCAACAAAAAGCAGCAGCUCUGGAGCCUGCUGAUGAGGAAAUGAGCCUCACGUAUUCCAGUCUACUAUCAAAAGACGGGGUGUUACGUGGAUCAGGGCGGUCAUCAUCAAGAGUGCGUGUUGAUCAGGAACCCAUGCAACAAAACAUCCCAUCAGCUCGUAGUGUUUCAUCGGAAUCUACCAUCAAUACAGUGGUUGCUCGAUCAACAAAUUGUUCGAAUCGAAUAGUGAGUGGGCCCAUACAAAGUGCUGAAGAGGAGAUGCAGUUUAUUCAGAGACAGUUGGAUAAUGGGGUGGUGUAUCUCUUGGGAGAAGCAGAAGUGGUGGCCGAAGAGGAAUCCUCCUUGUUCAAGAAGUUGGUCGUCAACUAUGGCUACAAUUUCCUGAGGAGGAACUUCCGACAAGGAGAGAAGACAAUGUUGAUUCCACGGGAAAGGCUCCUCAGGGUUGGAAUGACAUAUGAGAUCUGAUUUGACAUAGAUGUAGUAGUCUAUCAAUCAUUACUCGUUAGAACAUAUAUUAUGCGUACGUACGACUCCUGAAUCUCGUCUGUACCAUAAACUUAUCUCGGAUAAUUAAAUAAGUUAGUUUUCUCCUUUUCGGAGAAAAGAAUGUAUAUUGCAAAACAACACCUUGGCUUUUGGGACAUACUUAUUUCAGAAACGGAGAUGCCAAAUAAAUAUCAAUAAAUAUCAGGUGAUGAAAUGCAAGAUUAUGUCAA
Messenger RNA from Nelumbo nucifera (sacred lotus), 2814 nucleotides. Its product is annotated as potassium transporter 5-like. Gene Ontology annotation, molecular function: potassium ion transmembrane transporter activity. Gene Ontology annotation, cellular component: membrane. NCBI's taxonomy places the organism in Eukaryota, Viridiplantae, Streptophyta, Magnoliopsida, Proteales, Nelumbonaceae. The record is from RefSeq and is a predicted model, not a curated record. Gene Ontology annotation, biological process: potassium ion transmembrane transport.